AUGGCGGAGCUGCAGAUGCUGCUGGACGAAGAAAUUCCGGCAGGACGGAGAGCCCUGCUGGACAGCUUCACAAACCUAGAAAGAGUCGCCGAGUACUGCGAAAGUAACUAUGUGCAGUCUCAGGAUAAGCAGCGUGCGUUGGAGGAGACUAAGAGCUAUACGACCCAGUCGCUGGCCAGUGUUGCCUACCUCAUCAACACACUCGCCAACAAUGUGCUGCAGAUGCUGGAUAUCCAGGCCUCCCAGCUACGACGCAUGGAGUCAUCUGUCAACCACAUAUCACAGACGGUGGACAUCCACAAGGAGAAGGUUGCGAGGCGGGAGAUUGGCGUCCUGACGACCAAUAAGAACACCUCCCGCACGCAUAAGAUCAUCGCUCCGUCCAACCAGGAGCGCCCUGUGCGCUACAUCCGCAAGCCCAUCGACUACAGCUCAUUGGACGACAUCGGCCACGGGGUCAAGUGGUUGCUUAGGCACAAGGUCAAUUCCCAGAACAUGAAGAUGGGGGCAGUGACUCGCACCAACCCCCCCACACAGAAGCCACCCAGCCCCCCUCUCGCUGGCAAGGGAACACUGGGACGCCACUCCCCCUACCGCACCCUUGAACCAGUGCGCCCCCCUGUGGUCCCAAAUGACUAUGUCUCGAGUCCCACCCGCGCCGCCACCCUGGGCCACCCCGUUGCCCCCCAGCACAGCCCCGCCGCCCGCACUGCCUCCCUCAACCACCGGAGCCGCACCUACAGCAGCGGCAGCAGUGGAGGCAGUCAUCCCAGCAGCCGCAGCAGCAGUCGUGAGAACAGUGGGAGCGGCAGCGUGGGCGUGCCCAUUGCUGUGCCAACGCCCUCACCACCCAGCGCUUUCCCAGCUGCAGCAGGCUCCUCCUCCUCUCCUUCGCCCAGCUCCACGGCUCCCCGCUCCUCCUCCCCCGCCUCCUCCACGGCCUCCAACUCCAAAACGCCCACCCCUUCCUCUGAUGCCCCCCACUCUAAAACCCCCACCCCCUCCUCUGAUGCCCCCCACUCUAAAACCCCCACCCCGUCCUCCUCAGAGCCCCCGCCCUCCUCCACUCCUCCUGCUGAUGCUCUUGCUAGCGAUAGUGCUGCGGAAGGCAUCACUCCUCAGUUCUACAGCAUGAACCGGCCAGUGCCCAGGCAAACAGCUCCCCCUGUGGGCGGCUCACUGCCUUACAGACGUCCCUCCUCAGUCACAGCACAGCCCUUCGCACCCCUCAACCAGCACAACGGGGGACCCUACUAUGCACAGAGCCCCAGGCCGGUGGGUUCCCCUCCUCCCCCCUCCAUCCUCCAGAUCACACCCCAGCUCCCCCUCACCGGCUUUGUGGCUCGCAUGCAGGAGAACAUCUCGGACGGCCCCCCUCCCCCUCCCCCAGCAGAUGAGCCGUUGAAGAGCCCACCGGCACCCUUCAAGGAUACCCAGCAGACACAGCAGCCACAGGAGACACCACAACAGCAGGAUGAAGAGGAUGAUGAUGAUGAUGAAGAUGAACAGGAGGAGGUGGAGGUGGCGGCUGUAGUGGAGUACAGUGAUCCCUACGCAGAGGAAGACCCUCCAUGGGCACCCAGAACAUACGUGGAGAAAGUGGUGGCCAUCUAUGACUAUGCUCGUGAUAAGGAGGAUGAGCUUUCCUUCCAGGAGGGGGCGAUCAUCUACGUGAUAAAGAAGAACGAUGACGGCUGGUUUGAGGGCGUGAUGGGCGGGACCACCGGCCUGUUCCCCGGCAACUACGUGGAGUCCAUCAUGCACUACAACGACUGAUUGGCCAGACCAGCCAUCAGUCACGGAACGCCGGCUCCGUUCGACCACUUGCCUGCCAAUCGAAGGCCAUGGUCCCGCCCUCAAACCACAUCUGUCAAUCACAGCUCACAGCCUGCACCCCGAGCCCUCC
Messenger RNA from Engraulis encrasicolus (European anchovy), 1906 nucleotides. Its product is annotated as abl interactor 2-like. The coding region runs from base 1 to 1776 and encodes 591 amino acids. NCBI's taxonomy places the organism in Eukaryota, Metazoa, Chordata, Actinopteri, Clupeiformes, Engraulidae. Gene Ontology annotation, cellular component: SCAR complex; lamellipodium; actin-based cell projection. The transcript has 14 exons. Gene Ontology annotation, molecular function: SH3 domain binding; signaling adaptor activity. Gene Ontology annotation, biological process: neuron migration. The record is from RefSeq and is a predicted model, not a curated record.